AUGAAUAGUAAGCGAUCAUAUAAUUUAUAUGCUGCUAUUACUCCAUCUCUUGAACCUUUAUUAAAGAAAGAGUUAUUAAAUUUAUUAUUAAAAAAGAAUAAUAUUAUUAAUAGUACGAGUAUCAAUACAAAUACAGAUUUAAAAGAUAAUAAGAAUAAUAAUAAUAAUAAUAAUAAGAAUAGUAAAAAUAAUAAUAAUAGUAAUAAUAAUAAUAAUGUAGAAUUAAAUAUUGAUAUAAAGUUAGAUAAAGGUGGUGUUGAAUGUAGUGGAUUAUCACCUGAACAAUUGUGGACGAUUGCACAUCAUUCUCGUCUGUCUGAAUCGCUUCGUGUUCGGCUGGGACAACCAUUUCGUUCUGUAAAUUUCAAUAUGUUGAAGAGCUCACUCAAGGAUCUGCCAUGGGGAAACUUCUAUCGUGUCACUGAGCACACACUUCCAGAGUGCUCCGUUAGUUGUUCACAUUCUGCACUCUACCACAGUAACGCAGUAAAAGAUAGAAUAUUAGAUCAUUUUCAAAAGAAUGUUAUUUUUACAAAGAAACCAAUUUUAGUUAAUAAUAAUGGGGAUAAUAGUAAUAAUAAUAAUAAUAAUAAUAUUAGUAGUAGUAGUAAUCAUUCAAAAAUAUAUGUUAGAUUGAUAGAUGAUAUGAUGCAAGUUAGUGUGGAUGUUGGCGAUUCAAUGCAUAAAAGAACACCUAAUAAACAUGUUACCGAUGCACCUAUUCGUGAGACAUUGGCUGCUGCUUUAUUAAUGUCUGCUGGACUGCUACCACAGAGUGAUGUUAAUAUAUGGGAUCCAUUCAUGGGAUCUGGUACGAUUCUACAGGAGGCGUUGGCUAUGGCAAUUGGAGGUAGAGCUACACCACCAGAGAGAUACUUUUCAUUUCAAAGUUGGCCGCUUCACAGAGAUGAUAAAUACAAUAACUUUAUUGCACGAAUCAAUCAAGAACAACUGCAACUUCAAAAAACAUUUCAACAGACUAUAUCAACUCACACUUCAAACUUUAGACUAUAUGGAUCUGAUAUCGAUCAAAGAGCAAUAGAUGCAACCAAACAUAAUAUUUAUAAUCAAUUUAAAUUCUUGGAGAAUAUAAAUGAUAGUAAUAAUAAUAACAAUUUUAUACAAUUAUUACAUGGUGAUUUCAAAGUUAUUGAAACAAAGAUAAAAGAACAACUACAACAAGAUAAGCAACAACAACAACACCAACACCAACAAAAAUUAACAAUUAUUACAAAUUUACCGUAUGGCGAAAGAAUAAUGACAAGUAAUAAGAAUAUAAGUGAUGGAUUGAAAUCUACAUUCAUUUCUUUUGGUAAAAUGAUAAGAGAAUCUAAUAUUAUCAAAGAUGUUUAUGUAUUGAACGGACAUCCAAAGUUUAUUGAACUUUCUGGUGUACAAUGGUUAUCGAUUUUGAAAUUUACUAAUGGUGGAUUACCUGUAGAAUUUCUAAAAAUGAAAAGAUAG
Messenger RNA from Heterostelium album PN500, 1464 nucleotides. Its product is annotated as putative RNA methylase domain-containing protein. The coding region runs from base 1 to 1464 and encodes 487 amino acids. The transcript has a single exon. Gene Ontology annotation, biological process: tRNA methylation. The record is from RefSeq and is a predicted model, not a curated record. Gene Ontology annotation, molecular function: tRNA (guanine) methyltransferase activity. NCBI's taxonomy places the organism in Eukaryota, Evosea, Eumycetozoa, Acytosteliales, Acytosteliaceae.